AAAGUUGUUUCCUGUUUUCAACGUUGUCAGCCACUUCAACAUGUAGCAGCACCCUUUGUUCACACUGAUCCUGCUAGAUGUGACCGGCGAGGAGGCGGGGUUAUUAUGGUCUCUGUCGCAGCUGCAUUCACCCGCCUGCACUCAUGCAGUUCUCACAGAAAGUAAGAACAUGCUCAACGGUACUUGGAAAAAUUAUGAAAAUGGAAUGGAGCAGGACAUGAGUAGCACGGCGUACGCUCUGGUGUUCGGGUCUGUGAUGACUCUGGGUCUGCCUCUGAAUGCCGUGUCCCUGUGGAUCCUGGUACGCCACCACAGCCUCAAAUCCCCCAGCGCCAUCUUCAUGGUCAACCUGGCCAUCUCAGACCUGCUGCUCGUCUUGACCUUGUCCAUGAGGGUCUACUUCUACGCCACAGGAACCUGGCCUCUGGGCGACAUGGCGUGCAUCUGGAUCACGAUGCUCUUUCGCAACAACAUCCGCUCCAGCUCCAUCUUCAUCACCUUCAUCAGCGUGGACAGGCUGCUGGCCGUGGUCUAUCCUCUGAGGUCACGCCAUCUCCGGACCCCGUACAACGCCUGGAAGGCUGUCGGGCUCGUCUGGCUCUUCGUGGUGGUGGUGAACAUCCCAGAGAGUGUGGACUUCUCACGAUUCUUAAACAUCUACAAUGAAUCCAGCUGUUUUGAGUUCCAUCACAGGCAUCCUCCAAUUACAGCGAUGGCUUAUGUUCAGCCCGUGUUGGUGCUCACCAUGCUGGCAGUCAACAUCGUGUCCACCAUUCUGGUGUCUUUGACUCUAACCAACCGUCUGAAUGAGUCUGCGAGGAUCAAAAACAAGGUAAACGUCAUGCUGAUUUUCGCCAUGAACUUGAUGAUGUUCACCGUGUUCUUCUUGCCCGUGUCCCUCUGCAUUUUAUUUAAAAGCUGGAGACCUUAUAUCAAGCCGCUGAUAUGCCUCGCUAGUGUGAACUGCUGUCUGGAUCCUCUCUUGUACUACUUCUCCUUUGACGGUUUCUGGAGGAGGAAAGAGGAUGUGGAUACGUCUGGCGCAAGAGAUGGUUGGAGAGAGUAGACGGGGACAUUUGUGUGUUUGUGUGUGUGGAUAGGUGACAUAUAAGUCACAAGCUGGAAAAACUAAAUUAUUGUACAUUUUUUUUGGAAUAAAUUUCUCACUUUUCACAAAAUUAUGUUUCUUUUUUGAUUGAUCAUAACUUUGUCAUAAUGGUCCACCCCCAAAAACGAAACAUUGGCUUUUUUGUUUCCCACAGAGCAGCGUUAGAUGACCUGAAACGGAGAGAUGUAUAUUUAAAUUUCCUUCAAAGUGCAACAGACUUUCAGUCGCUGUUCUUUCCCCGCAUGCAUGUUUGACACAAAUCUGUUGUUUCGUAUCUGUUAACAGGAAAGACGUUGCACCUGAAACAACUUUUAGUUUUUUUUCAG
Messenger RNA from Anoplopoma fimbria (sablefish), 1434 nucleotides. RefSeq names its product lysophosphatidic acid receptor 5b (gene lpar5b). Gene Ontology annotation, biological process: positive regulation of Rho protein signal transduction; phospholipase C-activating G protein-coupled receptor signaling pathway. NCBI's taxonomy places the organism in Eukaryota, Metazoa, Chordata, Actinopteri, Perciformes, Anoplopomatidae. Gene Ontology annotation, molecular function: lysophosphatidic acid receptor activity. The coding region runs from base 170 to 1066 and encodes 298 amino acids. The record is from RefSeq and is a predicted model, not a curated record. The transcript has a single exon. Gene Ontology annotation, cellular component: membrane.